This is a messenger RNA of Harpegnathos saltator (Jerdon's jumping ant), 1857 nucleotides long. RefSeq names its product methyltransferase like 14 (gene Mettl14). The record is from RefSeq and is a predicted model, not a curated record. NCBI's taxonomy places the organism in Eukaryota, Metazoa, Arthropoda, Insecta, Hymenoptera, Formicidae. Bases 390 to 1583 code for a protein of 397 amino acids. The transcript is spliced from 6 exons. Gene Ontology annotation, biological process: mRNA modification. Gene Ontology annotation, molecular function: mRNA binding. Gene Ontology annotation, cellular component: RNA N6-methyladenosine methyltransferase complex; nucleus.
GUUUUUACUUGUUACCGCUCGAUGGCGCAAGUCUAUUCGAAUCUCAGCAAGUAACCUCAUAAUUAAACCGAUUUUUCUGUAAAUCUAGAAUCUCUGUCCGUACAUUUGUCCAACUUGAUGUUAAAAAAUAAAAAGAAAACUUUGCCUACGUCUAUACGUGUUUUCCAUGUAAAAUCCUCAUUUAUGUAACUGUACCUUUCUACCGCCAUUCUGCUCGAUAGGUAUAAAGGUGAAAAGCUUAUACAGAAUCUAAACCUUGAACAGGAUUUCUCACGCUGAUAAAUUCGUCCUGUAUAAAUAUCUGAAUGGCUCGUGUUGCGAGACGAACUGAAACAGAAACCGGCUGGUGUGUUUACAUCAACGAUAAAUCGUGAAUGGGAAUGUAAGCUAUGCUGCAAACUCUUCGUGAGCGUUCUCAGAAACGCAAGAAACUCCUGGCUCAAACGCUGGGGGUUUCUAGCGUAGACGAGCUCAGGCAGAUUUUGGGAACGGAUGUGGAGGAGUCUCAGAGGAAGAGAGGAAAACAGUUCAAUGACAAGUCUGACAAUGCGGUCAAAGAUUUGAAAGACGAUGCAGCACUGACAGACGAGAUUGUAUACAAAGACUCCUCAACGUUUUUGAAAGGAACCCAGUCAUCGAAUCCACACAAUGACUAUUGUCAACAUUUCAUUGAUACUGGCCAACGACCACAGAAUUUUAUCAGGGAUGUGGGCUUGGCCGACAGAUUCGAGGAGUAUCCCAAGUUGCGCGAAUUAAUCAAGCUGAAGGAUGAUCUAAUCGCGGAGACCGCGACGCCACCAAUGUAUCUAAAAACAGACCUGCUGUCGUAUAACUUGAAAGAGCUCAAUUGUAAAUUUGAUGUCAUUCUUAUAGAGCCACCUCUGGAAGAAUAUCAAAGAACAUGCGGCGCGACCAAUGUGCAGCUCUGGAAUUGGGACCAAUUUUGGUACGUUUGUGCGCAGAUAAUGGAGCUGGAUAUCGGUGAAGUAGCGGCCAACCGGAGCUUCGUGUUCCUUUGGUGCGGUAGUAGCGACGGUCUGGACAUGGGCCGGUUCUGCUUGCGCAAGUGGGGCUUCCGUCGUUGCGAGGAUAUCUGCUGGAUCCGUACGAAUAUUAAUAAUCCAGGCCACAGCAAGAACUUGGAUAGUAAGGCAGUGUUGCAGAGGACAAAGGAACACUGUCUAAUGGGCAUCAAGGGUACAGUACGACGUUCCACCGACGGGGAUUUCAUCCACGCGAACGUUGACAUCGAUCUCAUCAUAUCUGAGGAGCCCGACUACGGCUCUAUAGAGAAGCCCGUGGAGAUUUUCCAUAUAAUCGAACAUUUUUGUCUUGGUCGAAGACGGCUGCAUCUUUUCGGUCGCGAUAGCACUAUCAGGCCGGGUUGGCUCACUGUUGGCCCGGAACUGACCAACACCAACUUCAAUGCGGACCUGUAUCAGAGUUAUUUCACCAAUGGGCAAAUCACCACCGGCUGCACCGAGAGAAUAGAAGCGCUUCGGCCGAAAUCGCCGCCACCGAAGGGAAAAGUAUCCGGUCGUGGUAGAGGAGGUUUCAAUCGGGGCAGAGGCAGAGGGAGAUAAAUAAUAUCAAAUACUAUGUGUUCGAAUUUUCGAACACGUUAUUAUUACCAUUACUAUGUAUAAGAUGUCAACGUAAAUAUAAGAAAAAUUCACGGAGUACAUGUUCGUGACGCGCUGGUUUUCUCUUCUCUUUAUAGGAUAUCCCGAAUACUCGAUUAGUCUCUUCGAAAAACUCGAAAUCAAAGUUUCCAAAACGAAGUUCCAACGUCAUAAAGGGGGCUAAAUACAACGUCAAAUCUGCUUAAAACUAAUCACAAAAUCAAGUCACAUAUUU